AUGGGUGGUCAUCAGGGUGCAUGGAGAGGUCCCCAUAGAAGUAGGUCAGGAGGCAGAGUCGAUGCACAAGGUAGGGGAGCCCAGGCCCAUUUUUAUGCAGCUCCAACUAGAGUAGAGACUGAGGCCUCGGAUGAUGUGAUCACAGGGCUCUUGAAGUCGCAUGCCCGAUGGGUUGAUCUCUUUUGUUCAGGACUAGAGGUUAUUUGGAUUCUUGGGGCUGUGGUGUCCAAGGAUGGCAUUAUGGCAGAUCCGAUGAAGAUUGAGGCUAUUCAUGAUAGGGCCAGGCCCACCUCUAUGACUGAGAUUCAUAGCUUUGCCAGAUUGAUAGGGUACUACAAGCAUUUUGUUGAGGGGUUUUCUACUAUAGCAGCGCCUCUCACUCGGUUAACUCGCUAG
Solanum dulcamara is the source of this 396-nucleotide messenger RNA. RefSeq lists its product as uncharacterized. Bases 1 to 396 code for a protein of 131 amino acids. The transcript has 3 exons. NCBI's taxonomy places the organism in Eukaryota, Viridiplantae, Streptophyta, Magnoliopsida, Solanales, Solanaceae. The record is from RefSeq and is a predicted model, not a curated record.